CGGCUUGCCGAGCACCCUCGUGCAUUCUUAGCUCUUGGAGGCAUUCUGCAUGCAUAUUCACUAUAUCUCGAUACAAUUGUGAUGGCCUUAUGAUUUACUGUUCGACACACUAGCACAGCCCUUGGAAUUGUGGAUCUGGUCUCCCUGCCAUGGACAACCUGAAUGUUCGGGAGCUCGUUGAGCGCUUGAGCAGCGAUGAAGAGUCGGUGCGAAAGAUGGCAGUGUUCAAAUUGCAAUCUGCCAUUGGGGACCCCUCGUUUGCAGACGUCUUCAUUAACGAAGGCGGCCUACCCAAACUCCGAUUUUUGGCUCUACAUUCCACGGGGAACACUCUGGCAUAUUGCCUGACAUCUCUAUCGCGACUCUUGGAGCUUGACAAGGGCUGGGACCAUGUCACGGAUGAUCUUAUCAAAAGAGUUGUGGAACUCGUCGUCGCACAACCGCUCGUUAACGUCAAUCGAGGCGCGAUGUCUGUCCUCGCAGCCAUUGUCGGUCAUCCUCACCAUCGCAAUUCUCAGCCCGGAAUGACUGGCUUUCAGCGACUAAAGCCUGCUGUAGAACUCCAUCCCCAAUUCCUCCCCAUGCUCGUCGAAAAGAUUACGUCGGCCGACCACGCACUAUGCGCGAAUUCACUCCAGCUCAUUAACUCUCUAAUGCGAGAUGCAAUCGCCAACGACGAAGACUUUGAGUGGCCGCGGUUCAUAAAACAAUUGCAGGAGCUGGGAGUGAUAAAGAGUGUAUACGGGCUGAUGCAAAGCUCGGCCGUGCAAGACUUGGCACACCCGUUGUUGGAAUUUCAGUCGUUGACCAAAGUGCUCCUCAGGAAGUGGAGAGAGGAGAAGGUUGACCUGGAAAAGCCAGACCACCGCAGAGCUAUACGAGGGUUGCACGUUGCGAGCAAUCCGGAGAAGCCAGGAAGCGGAGUGGAUCCGAAGGGAAGCAAGAAGAGCAAUCCUGCGAAAUGGAGGCGACUGGGGUUCGAUACCGAGUCCCCCGCAUGGGAAUUCAAUGCUACUGGCUUUUUAGGACUUAUGGAUCUUACAGAUUUCGUAUACAAGAACGAGGACGGUUUCCAGAAGCUGUUGCUCGAACAGUCCGCUGAACCGCAAGAACAGCGUUGCCCUAUUGCUCGAGCUAGCCUUGCGGUUACGUCCAUCCUUUAUGAGCAUUUUGAAGUUGAGAAGUCCGAUGAAGGCGAUUCCCAUAGAUAUGUGUCCUUGGACUCACGCACUCAUUUUGACAGGGCAUUCAAGCCUCUGCUACUGCAUUGGUCGCGACUACACACCGGUGGACUAAACGCGUUCAUCAGGCUCUGGACAGCAGCUGGAGCAAAAACGGAGGAUUUCGAGAAGAUUGAAGAGCUGGUCAGGAUUUUAGUAGAGCAGAUCGUGGGACAGGCGCCACGUAUAAGGGAGAUUAAAGAUGUAGAAGAGGAAUUGGCCGAUUUCGAAAUCCAGCGACUACGGGAGCUUCAGAUGGAGCUCCUCGAGCUUACAUAUGAGGAUGCAUGGGGACAUCAUUUACGACAAGUUCGGGACGAGCUCAACCACGAAGCCCUUCAAUUCGUCAAAGAACAGCGCAUUAGGUGUCUCCUCCAGGGCGCCUGGUUCCCUCAGGCCAUGAACUACGGCGCUGAUGCUGGCCCCAUAACGAGCAAGACCCUUAGUCGAUCAGUGCCGUCGUCGUGGCGCUUCGUACGAUUGUCCCAUAAUCGUCGAUAUUUGCAUUAUGCCGAUUUCGAAGAGAAGAUGGCAACAGAGCCAAGACUGGAUGCCUUAUCAGAAAAAAUUGAUCUCUCCAUCGUAUCUUCGGUUGUCAGCAACGUGUCGGCGUCGGCCCCCUCGACAUCUUCGUCUGACAGCACGCUGAUGACGCUGCCGGGUCAUGCUUCUACUUCGACAAAGAUUACGAUCCAUGGAUACCUCCCGGCGUCUAGUCACAAGCGAGAUCAUUCCGAUGCCUCAAGCGCAGGUCAGAAGGAAUCAGUCCUUCUGCAACUUCAUCCCCAAAGCCACACUCUUGCAUCCGAAUGGUUGGACGGGCUGCUUAUGCUCCUCAACCAACAGCCAAUCACGGCGGAUACCAACAAGUUGGUGAAUCUGAUCGGCGGCUACGGGUUGAAGAUUCGACUCUUGAACGUAAGGUUUGAAGACGUUGGAAUGGAAGAGCCGGUCUUGCCGAGUCGGGAGGGACUUGACGAUGACUACUACUACGACAUUGGUGGCAUGGAGGCUGGGGUGUGAUGCAAUCUGUGGUACAUUUGCCAUUACUAUUCUCGACCUUCGCUAUUGUUUCAACCUGUUAAGCGUUGGUAACUAGCAGCAACUGCUCGCAACUACCCUUGUAGUAGCAAGGAUCACCUUUUCCGGGCAGGCGCUACUUCGAACACAGUCUGACCUUGGCG
This is a messenger RNA of Lindgomyces ingoldianus, 2404 nucleotides long. RefSeq lists its product as uncharacterized. Bases 150 to 2243 code for a protein of 697 amino acids. Gene Ontology annotation, cellular component: plasma membrane. Lineage: Eukaryota; Fungi; Ascomycota; Dothideomycetes; Pleosporales; Lindgomycetaceae. Gene Ontology annotation, biological process: actin filament organization; cell motility. The record is from RefSeq and is a predicted model, not a curated record. The transcript has 4 exons.